Messenger RNA from Oreochromis aureus, 817 nucleotides. It is a transcript of the gene insl5a, whose product is annotated as insulin-like 5a. Bases 16 to 444 code for a protein of 142 amino acids. The record is from RefSeq and is a predicted model, not a curated record. Lineage: Eukaryota; Metazoa; Chordata; Actinopteri; Cichliformes; Cichlidae. Gene Ontology annotation, cellular component: extracellular region. Gene Ontology annotation, molecular function: hormone activity. The transcript has 3 exons.
AUCCCUUAAUUAGCCAUGCAGAGCAGUGAAGGAGGAUGCGAGCGGCUGAUCAAUAACCAAGAGAGCUGGCAGGAUAACAGACAACCAAACAACAGAGAACAGCUGUGGUGGGCUUGGAAGAGCAACAGUCAGAUAUUCAGCAUGCGCGCUCUGGUGGUUUUGCCUCUGCUUUUGUGCGCAGUGGUGUGUGUCGAUCAGGUGAGAGCGCAUGUGACGGCAAUGAAGCUGUGCGGUAAGCAGUUAAUCAAUGCCAUCUCCUACACCUGUGGAGCGUCCCGCUGGAGGAGGUUCUUCAGCGAGCCAGACGUGGAUGGGGAGCAGAGCAGCUUGGAGAAGUUCAGCAGUCUGAGCUCAGAGAUGACCAAACGGGAUAAUAACAUCUUCCUGGCCAACAUGUGCUGUCAGGUGGGCUGCGGGAAGACCGACCUCGCCCACUUCUGCUGAGGACAAUCCUCUCACUUUUUGUUGUUGUUGUUAAAGUGACCAAAAUGACUGUUUUCCCUACCAAUCUCACCCUGCUAAGAACCAAAUCUGACUCACGUGGCGAACUGUUCUGAUCUCUGUGCAACUGUUAAACUUUGUGGAAGUGAAUCUGGAUGAGCAUCUCUGAACAUGUUCCUGAACCCGAGCUGUACAUGUGCAACCAUAAAUAAAUGUUUAAAAAUAACACAAAAUCAGAAGCUUUUUAUUUACGGUGCAUGACUGUUAAAAAGUGAGGUUUCUGGCUCUAAUUCAGUUGUCUUUCUUGCAACCUUCACCUGUAUUUGGUCAUUUUUUGCUAAUUUUGUCAAAUAAAUAUUCUAUUAUAACACCGGGA